UUUGUGUUUACAACUCCAAAAUGUAUUCCCAAGAAUUUAAAGAACACAUUUGUCGUAUUUGUUUGGAUGAGAGUGUAGUUUUGAACUGGAACAAUAAUUUAUUUGAAUAUUACGACAUAACUUACAAAGAUUGCUACUACAAAUACAGCCAGUUAGAAUACCUUGAUCCUGAUCCAUUUUCGCCCAUGUUAUGUCAAAAUUGUUUAAAUGGAUUAGAAAAUGUUCAUACACUGAUUUCGAGAGCAACAGAAUCGUAUGCAUAUUUUGAAGAAACAAAGCAUUUUAAUUUACAAAUAGCUGAUUCUACAAAUGUUGAUGAGGAUAUAAAAUAUUCUCCUACUGAAUUUGAAACUGUUUUAAUAGAGGAAUUAGAAAUAGAUGUUAUAGACGAACAAUCUCAGGAACAAAAUCUAAGUAAUGAUUUUGAUAAUAAGUCUGUAAGCACUGGACGUAGUAAAAGAAAAAAACAGAUUACAAAAAGCUAUAUUAAAAUAAAAGAUAACAUUGAUGAAUAUCAAAGCGUUCCUGUCUUAAAAUCGAAUGACACAAAAGAUAAUUUACUACUAUUACUCAGUGCGUCCUCAUCAAAAUCGCGAAAAAUUCAAAAUGCUAAGUGUAAAUCAAUAAAACAAAAUAGUGGAAAUAAUAGCAUUAAUAAAAAAUUAAAAGUAUCAGAUGAAAAUAAAUGUAAUACAAAGGAUAUCAAAACUUCAAAAUUAGAAAAUGAGUGGUUGGAUGACCAAAUAUGUGAUGUAAAAAUAAUGCCUAAAACUCAAACAGAAGGAUCAAACAUCUGUUUAAUCUGUUCAAAAGUAUUCCCCAGCAAAUAUGCAGCACAAGCCCAUGCAAAAACACACAUUAGAAAUCGAGAACGUAAAGAAACUUGCAAAGUAUGCGGUCUAAAGUUCUUUAAUAAACCCAGUCUCUACGCUCAUAAGCGAAUACAUAAUGAAAAUCGUGAGAAAAAACACAAGUGUGAUUUUUGUAAUAAAGCCUUCUAUAACAAGGGUGCACUUAAUAUACAUCGUCGAAUACAUUUGGGACAAAUGACACCCUGUAGCUUAUGUACAAAAGAAUUUUUCCGUCAAAUCGAUUUAGAUAGACAUAUGGUUUCACACUCAGCUGCCGAGAUAAAUUCCAAUACAAAGAAAAGAUCAAAAUAUUAUGUACGCUGCAAACAUUGUGACAAAUCCAUACUUAGCACAAGUUUUAAAUCUCACACGGCUGCUCAUUUAAAUACACCUUUAAUGAAAUGUUCCAUUUGUAAUAAGGAGUUUUUCAGUCGGGGAAGCUGUGUUUUACAUAUGAAAAAUAUCCAUAAAAAAGGGAAUGAAGAAUAUAAUGAUUUUAUUAUACUGCAUACAAGGAAUCGAAUAUCACGUUUGUUUUUGGAGCAAAAUGAGGAAAUACAAUUUUCCAAUAAUUUCGAAUGGUCUAAAGAAGCCGUGCUGCAACUGACUGAGAUGUGGCAAAAAUAUGAGUUCCUCUAUAAUCCAAAACACACAUAUUACCGCAACACGGAAGCACGGAAUCAAGCUUAUAAUGAGAUGGCCGAUAAAUUAAAAAUUUUUAACACUAACAUCGAAGGCAUCGAUGUAAAGACUAAAAUAACAUAUUUGCGCGGACAAUAUACAAGGGAAGUCGCCAAAGAAAAGAAACGAGGUGCGAGGGCAGAUCAAUUUUACGUCCCAUUUGCUUACUGGUUCAAUCAUCUAUCCUUCUUGGAUAAUUUUAUAAAAGUUCGGAAAGAGCGCAGUAAUAUAUUUGAGAGGAUGGAUUCCCUGAAAUUAAAUGAAAAUUUGUGUGUUAUUUGUCUGGAUAACAAUGUGACCUUAGACUGGAAUGAAGACGUUGCCGAAUUAUGUAACAUGAGCUACAAAGAUUGUUACUACAAAUAUACAAAUCUGCAGCCAAGCACAUCAGAUUCUUUUCCGUCAAAUUUAUGUAAAAUAUGUUCAAAUGGUCUUAGAAAUGCUCAUUUAUUAUUUGAAAAAGCACUAGAAUCUUUUAAAUUCCUUCAAGGGGCACUGACAAAUAAAGAAGAAUUCGAUAUGGAAAUAAAUACGAGUCAAGAUACAAUGAACUUCGAAAUUAAGAUUUUGGAUGUUUGUGAGUCAAAUGAUUUAAUUGAAGAAGAAUCUAUAACGGAUGAUAAGACAUUAAUAGAUAUUGAAGAUGAAAUAAUAUGUCCCACAAAUGCUUACGAUAAUGUUGUACGUAUAGAGAAUGCAAUAAAUGAUAGUAUUUCUAAGGAAAUGUCUAUGCAUGAAGCUGAAAUAAUUGAACAUGUUGACAUUACUCCAAUACCAAAUAGUCAACCUUUGUCCGAGGAAUUAUUAGAACAGGAACUAAGUCAAAGUUCUGAUACAAAACCUACUACCUCCUCAACUACGGUUAAAGGCAGAAAAUUUAAGACAUAUCUGUGUGCAUAUUGCUCUUUAAAAGUCAACGAUAAAUCCACACUGAGAACUCACGAAGCCACACACAGUGAAAAUAGAAAACGAACUGAAACGUGUCCCAAAUGUGGGAUUAAAUUAUAUACGAAAAUGGCCUUAAGAAAUCAUAUGGAAAUACAUGAAGAGAAUCGGCAAAAAAAAUACAAAUGUGAAUUUUGUGAUAAAGCAUUCUUCAAUCGGGGAGCACUUAAUGUUCAUAGGCGUAUACAUCUUGGUCAGAUGGUGCCAUGCCGACUAUGCCCAAAAGAAUUUUUCCGACAAGUUGAUUUAGACAGACAUUUGGUGAGACACUCAGCUGCCCAUCUCCAAAAAAAAGGUGGACAGUCGAAGUACACAGUGCAAUGUCAAUAUUGUAAUAAGACGGUUGCCUCUACAAAGUGGAGGGCACAUAAGGCUGUUCACAUCGGUGAACCUCAAGUGAAAUGUAAAAUUUGUGAUAAGGAUUUCUUUUCCAGGCACAAAGUCGUCCGACAUUUAAAACAAGUACAUCAGAAGGUCAGAGAUGAAUAUGAGGAAUUCAUUUAUUACUAUGCUAAUUGUGUUACACGUAUGUCUCAUUUAAUGAUAAAACAACAGGAAAUAGUGCAACCAGUUACAGACUAAAUGAUAAAAAAAACAUGAUAAUAUGAAUAUUUAUUGGAAUAUGAAACAAAUAUUUAAUCAAUGAAUAAGUUUUUUUUAGUGAAAUCAAAUUAAUGAAAUAAUAAUUUGUUUAAAAAGUUAUUAGAUUCGCCUUGAACAGAGCUAAUGUAAAAUAAAAAAGUAAGAGAGCUUUAUAUAUUCGGCUGUGUCGAGUCAUAUAUACCCUACACCAAAUUAUACUUUAAAAUUAAAA
Molecule: messenger RNA, 3291 nt
Organism: Calliphora vicina (urban bluebottle blowfly)
Lineage: Eukaryota; Metazoa; Arthropoda; Insecta; Diptera; Calliphoridae
Product: zinc finger protein 423-like
Exons: 12
Coding region: 21-3059 (1012 amino acids)
Biological process (GO): regulation of DNA-templated transcription
Cellular component (GO): nucleus
Molecular function (GO): RNA polymerase II cis-regulatory region sequence-specific DNA binding; zinc ion binding; DNA-binding transcription factor activity, RNA polymerase II-specific
Source: RefSeq, a predicted model, not a curated record